Messenger RNA from Herpailurus yagouaroundi (jaguarundi), 1661 nucleotides. It is a transcript of the gene GAPT, whose product is annotated as GRB2 binding adaptor protein, transmembrane. Bases 739 to 1596 code for a protein of 285 amino acids. NCBI's taxonomy places the organism in Eukaryota, Metazoa, Chordata, Mammalia, Carnivora, Felidae. Gene Ontology annotation, molecular function: protein binding. Gene Ontology annotation, cellular component: membrane. The record is from RefSeq and is a predicted model, not a curated record. Gene Ontology annotation, biological process: immunoglobulin production involved in immunoglobulin-mediated immune response; B cell homeostasis; B cell proliferation involved in immune response. The transcript is spliced from 2 exons.
AACUCCUAUUCUCUGGAGUUGUUGUCAGAAUUCACUGAAGAGUACACCAAACGUUGAGGAGACUUACUGAGUGUCCAGAAUGUGCCGGUUACUAUUAUUAAACAGUUUUUCUUUCUACCUACUAGAAAAUCACAGAAAUAGCGCAACUCAGAAUAUACUUACUUGGGGAAAUUCCUGUGUCAUCAACUUAAAGAAUAUGAACAUUUUCUGAUCCAAAAUUGGGACACUAGCUUGACAAGUGUAAAUGUAACUUGCGGCGCUGGGACAUAAUAUUUCAAAGGAGGACUCUUUUAGCAAUCCCGCGAGCAAACAAAUCAAUAAGACCUCUAUGUAACUACAUUUUAAAAUCUCUGUUUUUAAAAAAAUUUUAAGUGCAAGUGCAAAAAUGACUCUUAUUGACUGUGAAGUGAGGACUGCACCUUUUAUUUAUAUUGCACAAACAAAAGCAUCUGGGCUUCAUGCAUCAUUUUCUGAUCAUUUUCUGAUUUAGUUGGAGAAUUAUUACUUGAUAACAAGAAGGGCUGAGCUUCCUUUUUCAAAAUCUCAUGCCAUUUAUCUUAAUUCUGGUGCAUCUGAUAAGAACUUCCUCUAGAGCCAGGAAACUUUGCAAGUAUGAAAUAAUAUGAAAGGAGGACGUAAAGAAGGAAGUAACUGACCAAAGCAAAAAAGGGGAACAUCAAAGCAGGUUUAACCAAAAGAACAGAAGGGAGCUUGGCACAGCAGUCUCAAGGUGUCUGGAUGGCAGAUCGUUCAACCUUCUCUUUCUUGAGUUGUCUACUCUGCCAUUAUCUUCCACUCAUUUCUGCUUCAUUUUGUGAUUCAUUUAUAGAAAGGGAAGUGGAGUCAAGUAAAAUCCCCCCCGACAUCGUGCAGGUAUACAUUAAUGAUUGUACUGUAAAAAACCUCACAUACAACAAGAACGAUCUUCAAAGACUCCGUUUACUCAACCUCUCCUCUAAUUGUAUCAGGACUUUGCCAAAUGAUGUUCUUUCACAUCUGAAAAAGAAAUGCCUGAAAGAGCUUCCAAGAUUGCUUCUUAACUCUACCCUACAAGGAAUUACGCUGGUCUGCACCUGUGAAUUCAUUAAGGGCCACACCACACUACUAAACACUGCUUGUGCAGAAAUGUUGAAAAGCUGUGGAAAUACUUCAGUGGCCGUUUCUAUAGGACUUUCCCUUCUUUUACUGUUGUUGAUCUGUGGAAUUGGGUGUGUUUGGCACUGGAAACACCAUAACCCAGUGCAAUUUACCUUACCAAGGUUUUUGCAGAGGAGAAGCAGCAGGAGAAAAGACUAUGCUAAAACGCUCUCAGAUCCCCUCACUAUCAACUCAAGGCAUAAAAUCUCAGUUCAGACCCAAGACUAUACAUCUUCUGGAAGAGGGGUUAACAUGCAUGACAACUAUGAAAAUGUGGAAGUCGGUCCUCCCAGAGCUAAAGAAGAAACUGAUAAAGAACUAUAUGAGAACACUCGGCCCACCAAUUUUGAGGAGCAUAUCUAUGGAAAUGAGACAUCAUCUCAAUAUUACAACUUCCAGAAGCCUAGCACUUCUGAAGUCUCUCAAGAUGAAGACAUAUAUAUUCUUCCAGAUUCAUAACUUUUCAAAACACUGGGUUCAGUUAUUAGAGGAUAAAUAUUCACUGGGACUUUUAUUGUACUUAU